UUUGCAUUUCCCAAUUCCCCUCCCCAUUUCCCAUUUCCCAUUUCCCAUUUCCCGACCCCUAUCUGAUAAAUCCCUAACCCCUUCCCUCCUCCCUUUUUUUCCCCAAAUCGAAAACCCACCUCCACCGAUCCACCAUUCCACCUCCGGUGUCCGGUCCUCCUCGACUCCACCUCCGCUCUUGCCUUCAACGUCUUCUACCUUUGAAUUUCAAAGUGGUUGGAUUUGGCAAAAAAAGAGGACCUAACUCAUAUGAGAAGUAAGAGAUCUACGUAGGUGAAGAAGGCAAGAAGCCUUGUUGAAAGCUUUGAUGGAUUUUAAGUCUUUGAUUUCUUUUGCUAUUUCUUCAAUUCGACAAAUUAGCGGGCAAUUUACAUUCUCUGUCAAAAGUUUCGGUGUUGUGUAGUAACCAAUUUGGUAGGAGAUUCAGAGGAAGAAGGGUGAUCUUUCAUAAUUAGUAGUAAGUUCAUGUUUUUAUUGAAUGGCACUAGCUUUGCAUUGACAACCUGGUUCUUGUUCUCGUUCACAAUUGAUUUUAGUAAAAAUAUCAUAGCUUGCUUCUGUUUCUCUACAUCUUUAACUUCUAUUUCUUUAAAGCUAUAAACUUGCUUGCCAUAAACCCUAAAAUGAUGUACUCCUUUAAUUGGAUUGCCAAAUCCAUCACAAAGCCAGUGAUGUACACAAUUCACUCGAAAUUUGGUAAACCCCACUUAAAUCUGACUACCCUUUUCAAAACUCUCUCCACUAAACCUCCUCAAAAUGGCAAAGAUGACUCUUGGAACGAUGCCUGGGAAACGGCUUGGCUCCCUGAUGACAUUUCUCCCAAGAACAGAGCUCCUUGGGAAGCUGAUGUUAACUUCCCUUCUAAUGAAGAAUCCGCAAAAAUGGUGCUUUCAUCGGACGUAGAUGCUGAAACCAAGGCAUUUGUCGAAGACAUGAAUGAGAAUUGGAAUGAGAGACGAAAGUCACCUAAGCAGAAGCAGAAAGAGGAAGCAGAAAAGGAGGGGAAAGGAGAGGGUGGUGGAUUGUAUAGUUUGGAGAACAUAAAGAAAGAUUAUAGGUUGAAGAAGCAGAGAAUCCAUGCUGGGUUGUGGAUGAAGGAGAUUGACAAAUUGGAAGAAGCUAAAUUGGGAAAUUCUGCCAAUGAUAUUGAUAGAUUGCUUGAUAGCUGCUCUGAGAUUUUUGACUCUACCAAUGCUGACUUGGAGAAUUCAGAAGUUCCAAGCUCUUCUGAGUUAAAAACUAAGCCUGAUGGUUGGGAAACAACAUCAAAAGCUCCUGAUGGAAACGUGUGGGAGAUGUCACAGAGGGAAGAAGAUAUUCUCCUCCAAGAAUUUGAUCGCCGAAUUGCUUACUGUAAAUUCCAGAUAGCUAGUUUUAUUAAGACUCACAUAUUUAGCCGGAGGAGACCUAUUGAUGGGUGGAAAUACAUGAUAGAGGAGAUAGGGCCUAAUGCAAGGAAAGGCAAGGGCAGUGUUUCAAGGUUACCGAGUUUGUCUGAUGCAUCGACGCAACCAUUUAAGGAGGAGAAGUUACAAUUGAAACCUUGAUUGGUGGUUGAGACUUGACACCUUGAGAGAUAAUUCUUGCUGUCCUAUGGAAUAGAGAAUCAAGUGUUAAAAACUCCAUUACAGGCCCAGCUUAUUCAGUCCCCUUGGAACAACAGCACUGCAUUUGAGUAACCCAAAUAAAAUAUAUGCAACAACUGCAUGUGCAAAUAUUUGUUUAGCCUGUUUGAUUGAUCUUUGGCUACUUGAAGUAGGAUAUUAAUGUUAAUCCAUAAGUGCUGAACUUGUUUUUAGUGCUCCAAUGUUCAUAGCUUGCUGCUGUUGGGCAUUAUUGUUGAGACUUUACGAUCAAGUUAUUGAUUAAGCCUUUGGUUAAGGAAGAAAGAGUGGUCAUUCAACCCCCUUUUCUCACCCCUAUAGGGAGUAGCCGGUCUUCAUGUUGCUAUGAUCUCAUUCAUUGCAGGAGCAAGCAGUUAUGGGGAAGCAAGAAGCUCUGGUUACAAAAGGAGGUCCUAAAGGAAAAAGAGUAGACGGCAUUCUAUUUAAGCAUUGGAAGGGAGAGGAAGUGAGGAUAGUGUGAGUGGCUAGUUGUAAACCCUUCCUCUUCUUCCUUUUUGUAAUGUGCAGUACAUUGCAUCCCCAGAAAAUAGGGUGAAACAGUUGUUUUCCUUUGCUAAGUUUGCAAUGUUCAAUUUACUCCUGUUGAUGUCUCAUUGGACAGAUUUUGCAA
This is a messenger RNA of Gossypium raimondii (Peruvian cotton), 2235 nucleotides long. Its product is annotated as protein GAMETE CELL DEFECTIVE 1, mitochondrial. The coding region runs from base 624 to 1547 and encodes 307 amino acids. NCBI's taxonomy places the organism in Eukaryota, Viridiplantae, Streptophyta, Magnoliopsida, Malvales, Malvaceae. The record is from RefSeq and is a predicted model, not a curated record. The transcript has 7 exons.